Messenger RNA from Gastrolobium bilobum, 1191 nucleotides. Its product is annotated as MATH domain and coiled-coil domain-containing protein At3g58270-like. NCBI's taxonomy places the organism in Eukaryota, Viridiplantae, Streptophyta, Magnoliopsida, Fabales, Fabaceae. The transcript is spliced from 3 exons. Gene Ontology annotation, molecular function: protein binding. The record is from RefSeq and is a predicted model, not a curated record. The coding region runs from base 1 to 1191 and encodes 396 amino acids.
AUGGAGAACAUGCAGGUGAUGGAUAUUUCUUCGGAGAAAUUCACAUGGAGAAUUGAAGCUUUCUCCAAAAUGAACCGGGAAAAAUUGUCCUCUAAGUCUUUCAAAGUUGGCGGUUGUCGAUGGAUGAUUGUUUUAAAUCCUAAGGGGAAGGAUGUGGAGUAUUUGUCCUUGUAUAUGAUGGUUGCUCAUUUUCUACCAUGGAGCAGAUUUGCAUAUUUCAGGUUGACUCUUAUUAAUCAGCUGGAUAGCAACAAGUCAAUUGCAAUGGAAACCAAGCGGAAGUUUAGUGCUGGAAAUAGAGGUUGGGGUUUUCAAUCAUUCAUUCCUCUAAGUGAAUUCCAUGACCCUAGUCAAGGUUAUCUUGUGAAGGAUACAUGUGUCAUUGAAGCUCACGUUUCAGUCUCAAAGGUUGACUUUAACAUUCCGGAUAACUUCAAUAAAUCAAAUGGUGAACAAUCUAGCCUAACAGAAGUGGAAACUGAAGAGCAGGGAAUGAUACUUUCAGAUGUAACGUCGAGUCCCACAAGUACCCAGAGUUUUAAAGAUGAUCAGUUAAGUGAAAUAGAAGUGCAACUUUCACAGCCAGAAGAACAAGGAAUGGAACAUUCUAAACAAGUGCAAUUUGUUCCUAGUGCUCCUCCUAUGUAUCCUUCUUUAUCUAAUGAAUUUGAGGAAGUGUUCUUGAUCCCUCUCAGUGACAUCAUAGAUUUUAAAAGUUUAGAGCCAGAAGAAGAAUCUUUUAUUCCAUUAUGGGAGGAAGUUUGUUCAUGGCAUCCUUCACUAGUAGAGAACCAAAGAAGAAGAAGUCCUAGGUUCAUAUUGUGGGCAUUCAUAGCCUUAGGCCGAGUUCUACAUUUCCUCAAGACUAAGAAGAUUAGGGAUAUGGGUGGUGAUGAUUUUAUCCACCUUCAGGUUCUGUGGGAAGAACUUCAUUCCUUUGGAUUUGACUUGACAUGGCUGGAGCCCCAUGUUCAUUCAGCAUUAGAUGCAAAAGCUUAUUUGGAAAGAGCAGAGCAUGUUAAAAAUCUAAGGGUCAAUGUAGCUACUUUAGAGAUUGAAAUGAGGAAGUUUGAGGCAAAACUGGCUGUUGCAGAACUCGACCUUGAGGUUUCUAGAAGAGAUUUGACAGAGAUAGCAAAUGGUUUCGAAGAGAGGGACAUGGAUGCAGAACUGGGAUAUGGGAUACCAUAG